AUGGAUACGGCCUCUGGUUCUGCGUCCAAAAGCAGAAGCCGCUCCCCGGUCUCUUGUCAACACCGGGAUCGAUCGGAAUCCGGAUCUCCAGCACGACGUGUUUCAAGAAGCCGCUCCCCAAUUUCUCGCCAACGUCCUGCUCGUUCCGAAUCUGGAACGCCAGCUCGUCGCGCUACAAGAAGCCGGUCGCCGGUCAAACGUCAAAGUCGUGAUAGAUCUGUAUCUUCAGUCUGUCGUGCCUCCAGAAGCCGCUCCCCACCAUCACGUGAUGCCUCCGUUGCUCCAUCUCGUGACGUUUCGCCAGACCAAUCUCGUCGCAGCUCACCAAAUGGCUCCCCACGUGACGAUUAA
Molecule: messenger RNA, 351 nt
Organism: Caenorhabditis remanei
Lineage: Eukaryota; Metazoa; Nematoda; Chromadorea; Rhabditida; Rhabditidae
Exons: 1
Coding region: 1-351 (116 amino acids)
Source: RefSeq, a predicted model, not a curated record